AUGAAUGACAUGGAAAUGAGGCAUACAAAAGACAAUUUGGAGUCACAAGAAUAUACCCAAAGAGAAAAGACAGUCAAAACUUUAUUUCUGAUAUGUUCAAUGUUUGCAUUGGGUCUAGAACAAGAACUAACUGGUACAACUUUAAAAGAUCUGAUUAUUCUAACUAAUUCAAACUAUGAAGUAAUGGCACGUGCGAUGGUUGGGUCUAGUGUAGGCUAUAUUAUAUUAGCAGUUUUAGGUGGGCCGUUGGUAGAUAGAUUUGGCGGAUACUGUGACCUAAUGGUUGCUUUAUGCUUAUCUGUAUCUGCAUUGGCUACACUACUUACUCCGUAUACACCCUUGUUUGGGGUACUGUGGGCGUUAUUUUGUGUUAGGGGCAUGUGCGCAGGUUUACAAAAUAUAGCUGGUCAAACCAUUUUAAUUGGUCUGUGGAAAGAAAAAGCAACAGGACCGUUACAUGUUCUACAUUUUGGAUAUGGGAUCGGAGCAAUUAUAGUGCCAUUGAUACUCAAUCCCUUUCUAGCAGUCUUGUCACCUGAUAGUACAAAUGAAACGUCGUCUAUUGGACAGAUUCUAAAUGUUACAGAUCAACAUAUCCCAUUGAAAAAUGACAAUGAAACAAUUAGUCAGUAUUUGAAAGUCUCGAGAAUUAAAACCGGCUACCUUAUUGUUGCAAUCAUUGUUGCAUCAGUAGCUACUGUUUUUGUUUUCUAUCAAUUCUGUUAUAGACGGAUAAUACAUGUGUCAAUCAAAACAGUCAAAGGAAAAAUCAAAAUCCGAGAAUUAGCUAAAUUUAUUGAUCCAAAGAAAUGUACCGGUGGAAAUCGUUUGUACAGUGUACAAAUAAUGGGACUGUUAUUCUUUUAUUUCUUCAAUACUAUUGGAGGAGAGAUAAUCAUUAAAACGUAUCUCAGAAGUUAUUCCAUAGAUAAACUGAAUUUUUCGGGAGACGAUGGGUCAAUUCUGAACACUGCUUUUGCCAUAAGUUAUACACUAUCUAGACUGGCAGGAUUAAUAACCAGUAGAUAUGUACCAGUACGUAUUUUAGUCGUACUCGAAUCCUUCGGUUUAGUGGUAACAACAGUACUGUUAGAGAUAUUCGCUCGAAACAGUAAGCAGGCGUUGUGGAUUUUAAGCAUAUUCCUGGGCAUGUUUGUAUCUCCUUUAUAUCCCAGUGGAAUGGGAUGGGGAAACUACUUUAUCAAUUUAACAGGAACGGCAAUCGCUUUUAUCGUAACCAGUUCUGCAUUUGGUGCAAUGGUGUAUGGAUGGUUGCUUGGAUAUUUAUAUCAGAAUUAUGGAUACGAAAUGUUUCUACAUCAGACUUUAGCUUGUGGAGGAAUGGUGUUUUUCUGUACGAUCCUUAUGGCUGUAGUUACACAUGGUUCUAAAGGACGAUAUAAUAAGAGCAAUACUGAUUUGAAAGAAGAAAGUGAUGAAUAA
Mytilus trossulus (common blue mussel) is the source of this 1443-nucleotide messenger RNA. Its product is annotated as sodium-dependent glucose transporter 1-like. The coding region runs from base 1 to 1443 and encodes 480 amino acids. Lineage: Eukaryota; Metazoa; Mollusca; Bivalvia; Mytilida; Mytilidae. Gene Ontology annotation, biological process: transmembrane transport. The record is from RefSeq and is a predicted model, not a curated record. The transcript has 3 exons.